Molecule: messenger RNA, 795 nt
Organism: Rhodamnia argentea
Lineage: Eukaryota; Viridiplantae; Streptophyta; Magnoliopsida; Myrtales; Myrtaceae
Product: acetyl-CoA-benzylalcohol acetyltransferase-like
Exons: 1
Coding region: 1-795 (264 amino acids)
Source: RefSeq, a predicted model, not a curated record
AUGGCAUGUCGCGCAAGCAUUCACAAGGCGAUCCAUCCAUGCUUCGACCUAUCAGCUAUUUUCCCGCCAAGAGACUUGCCUAAGCUCGAGCUUCCCGUCGGACUAAUGAUAGGUGCAAAAUACGUCAUUAAGAUAUUCGUGUUCGACAGCCAAUCCAUCAUGAAGCUCAAAGCCGUGGCGAAAUGGGGAGGGUUCGAUUCCAAAAGGGAACCCUCACGCGUGGAACUAGUCACAGCGCUCGUGUCGAUUGCUAUCUUGGACGGUGCCAAGCUCAAAAAUGGGCAAUCCAAGCCGCUCCUAAUUGCGCACAUGGUGAACCUGCGUGGAAGGACAGAUCUCCUGUCACACAAGAAUCCCUGUGGCAAUCUCUACACGGCGGUGCACUGGAAGUCCGCGGUCGAGGUGGAAAAGCCCGGGUUACAUGGCUUGGUGGGUUUGAUGCGAGACGUGAUGACAACCUUGCUUGCCAAGUUAGCGAAAGUGAUAGGCGAGGAGGAUUUGGGCGAGAUGGUGAUGAACGCGGGGAGAGAGUUUCAGGAGGAACUGCGGCAAGGCGACGCCGACGUACUCCUGUUCACCAGCUGGUGUCGGUUUCCGCUGCACCGAGUUGAUUUGGGUUGGGGUGAGCCUGAGUUUGUGAGUAGCUUAUGCAGUCCGUUUGACUCGGUCACAUUGAUGGAUCACAGGGAAGGCGAUGAUGAUGGCGGAGUUGUGGCCCAGGUGAGCUUGACUGAAGACGACAUGGAUCUUUUCUGUAAACAACAUGACAUUUUACAAGAUGCUUGCCAUAAGUAG